AUGUCGGAUGUGUCGAACUCCUUCUCAGCUUGGGAGACUCUGCCGGAGGACGAACCUCCGCCGUGCAUCGCAGUUCGACGCCCAGUGUCACCUCCACGCCACUAUGAGGCGACGUCGGACGGUAUAGCGACCGGUGAGAGGCGAUCAAAUCUCAGGUUGCUCAGGACGUCAUUGAUUCUGGACCAAGGCGACACACACACGACUCGCCGUGGAGACUGUCUCAGACUGUGUACUUACAACGCGAGAACAGUUUCCACAGACGCUGACCUGCAUGCCCUUCUCGGAGCUGCAAAGCGUAUCAAAUUUCACGUGAUUGCUCUGCAGGAGACCAAGUGCAGAAGGAGCGACGUACGACAGAUGAAUGACGGUACACUCGUCAUUCGUGGAGAGAAGGUUCCGUCGCGAAAUGUAGGCGGUGUUGGUUUUGUUGUGCACCCAUCUGUCGUCCAUCUCGUCGAUUCUCACGAGAUCCUGUCACCUCGUCUGUCAUUUCUUCGCCUCCGCCCUCUGCGCCAAAAAUCCAUCACUAUCAACUGCUACUCACCAACAUCAGUAGCUGAUGAAUUCGAAUUGGACGCGUUUUACGAGGAGCUGGAAGAAGUGGUCCGCAACGAGAAGUUCUUCUACAAAUUCGUUGUCGGAGACUUCAACGCAAAACAAGGAAAGGCCACAGAAGAGGAAUACAGGAUUGGAAGAUUUGGACUAGGGGACCGGAAUGAAAAUGGCAAUCGUCUCGCCGGGCUGUUGUCCGCCGCUCGUCUCUUUCAUGUGGUUCUGAUCACCAUCUUCUUCGUGCGAAAAUACGACUUAGCCACACGAUGGAAAAGAACAUCUGCUAUCGGUGACUGGCACAUCGAGGAAGACCCAAAUGUGGACUACGAGAUGCUGCUCAGAGUAUUACGAGCUUGUGCUGAACGUGCCUCGAAGCCGCGCACGACAAACUUGGAUCGAGUUUUGAAGACCACCAAGGAAUUGUUGGAAAGAAGAAGGGCUUUGAGGCUUGAUCCGAAUGCAUCGCACAUAGAGCGGUUAGUAACAAACACUAGCUGCAGAAAAGCGUUGCAGGAGGAUCUUUUGAAGUGCAGGCAGAAGAAGAUUCUGGAAGCAGCACAAAGAAGAACGAGUCUAAAGAAGUGCCGCAGGGAUCUGCGCGAAUAUAAUAUUCCGCUAGCAACCUUGCUGCGCAAAGACGGGACUCGCACGUCUUCUCGUCGUGAGAUGGAAAUCAUUACGGAGAGGUUCUACUCGAACCUUUUCCGUUCAUCAACUCCUGUGUCAAGCCCAAUCAUCCCCACUGGCGAAGCUCCGCCACGGAUUCUCCCUUCGGAAGUUCGAGUCGCUAUCAAGAGCAUGAAACCUGGCACAGCCCCCGGACCUGAUUUUAUAUCAGCAGACUUUCUUGGGGCUGGUGGCCAUCCGCUUCAUGUAAUCUUAGCAGCGCACAUGACAUCCUACCUUCAGAAAGAAAGGAUCCCAGGCCAGUGGAAGACCUCGCGAACCGUUCUCAUCCAUAAGAAAGUAUUCACCAAGAUCAUCCUCACGCGCAUAUCUAGGACGCUGGAUGAAGCCCAGCCUCAAGAACAAGCUGGAUUCCGCCAGGGGUUCAGCUGCUUGCAUCACAUCCGGACUGUGUCGAGGGUCAUAGAGGUUUGCCGCGAAUACCGCCUGCCCCUUGUUCUAACCUUCGUCGACUAUGAGAAUGCUUUUGACAGCGUAGAAACGAAUGCAAUACUGUCAGCGCUGGUCGACCAAGGUGUGGACGCGUCGUAUGUGAGGACAUUAGCCAAUUGCGAUCGAUGCACGACUAGGAUACAGCUUUUCCACAGUCUUCUCACCAUACCCAUUGGAAAGGGAGUACGACAAGGCGAUACUAUAUCGCCGAAGCUGCUCACGGCUGCAUUGCAAUGGAUAAUGAAAUCACUAUCCUGGAAAGAAAGGGGCAUACGUGUUGAUGGAAGAUUUCUUUCAAACCUUCGUUUCGCGGACGACAUCGUUCUCUUUUCGAGCAGUACCAAUGAAGCAGAAAUGAUGCUCAAUGAAUUGAACGAAGCAGGGAAGAAAACUGGACUACGAAUAAACAGAAAGAAGGCACAGUUCAUGAAGAACGCCUACUGCGAGGACGGAGGAGUACAACGUGAAGGCUCCCAAAUCGUGGAAACUCCGUCAUACGUAUACCUCGGACGUUCUAUGAACAUGCAGAACCCCGAAGCAAUCAUCAUCUACAAGCAUUUCGAGCUGAUAGCUAUGCGUUACACACUUAUUGUUAUUGCCCUGGCUGUGACUGUGUUGGAAUGUUCUGACCAAUUACCAGACUGUGAGAAAGAUUUGCCUAGUAUAGCACCUCCUCUUGGCAAAGAGUUAAGAAAGACGUUGUCGGACGGAGUUCAAGCAAACAUGAAGGAAGACAGCAAACCGGAAUACAACUGUUACCUGGAAUACCUUGGAUGGUUGGGAUUGAACGACACAUCUGAUAGGUCGCUGGGAUGGCUCAAACACGCAGACACAUAUCUUUUCAACUUCACCAAGAAGGGCGAAAAGGAAAACGAGACACCGACAGAAGAAUUCCUCACCGAAUUGGGAAAAGACACUAAAGUAAAGGAAAAAGAUUGGAAACGGUUUGGUUGCAACUACAUUUACAAAGAGGAAGCCUAUAAAUACACCUGCAUCUUUUAUCGUUAUAAUGAGGAUGAUUCCUAA
Messenger RNA from Necator americanus (New World hookworm), 2697 nucleotides. RefSeq lists its product as uncharacterized. The record is from RefSeq and is a predicted model, not a curated record. The transcript is spliced from 10 exons. The coding region runs from base 1 to 2697 and encodes 898 amino acids. NCBI's taxonomy places the organism in Eukaryota, Metazoa, Nematoda, Chromadorea, Rhabditida, Ancylostomatidae.